GUGGGUUGGGAUGGAUAUUAAGUUAGUAGCAGCAGCAAGACAAAUCCUGAUAUUACCUGACCUCCUUUCUUAGCGGAAAGUCGGGCCACCAACUAAUCGACAAGUUGUACAUUAAGACCCCAAAUUUGGCUUUAGAUCAUGUACUUGUGGUUAUGGUUAGAAGCAAUAAGAACUGUUAUAAUACAAUUAGUUUGUGCAUUCAUAACAAACACUUGAAUACCAUGCACUAAUGCAGGUAUAUACCAGUUAAUCACAUGCAUCUGUUCAAUACUAGAUUAUUGCACCAUUUGUGACAAGCUAGCAUCUAAGUAGAUCUACAUUGUAUACAUAGAUCUUAAAUGACGAGUUCUAUAAAGCUAUUCCUGGCCUUAGCUGCAUCAGUGGCUGCUAUUACAGGUUGUGUUUUUUAUAAGCUUGAUAAGACCACAUUCGUAUUAAAGAAACGAGACAACAGUAUAGAUCAUGUUUAUCUUCACUCAAAUCUCACAACUGCAAUAACUCCUAAUGUCCAACCUCUCGUAAAAGUAUCACUUGAGGAGAGCAUUUCUGAAGACAUGAAGAGAUGCAGUUUAGCAAUGGGAGUGUCACCAAAUGUACUGGAGCAAAAUAAAUACAACAUAGCCAGUAUCGCUAAAAAGGCUGCUUUUUUCUUGGAAACAUUUUGGGAGAUUGUACCAAAAGACUACCUCUCCAACUACAAGAACCCGUGUUGGUACUCGAAUGUUACAAUAAGUACAAACGUUUCAAAGUUUCUAAGGGAAAAGUUACCAGCUUACAAAAACAAAAGCAAAAGUGAUAUUAUUCCUCAAUCUGAUAUACCAUGGCUACUUAAGGAGCUCUUUGAGACUCCAACACAAGGAAAUCAAACACUCCAGUGUCUACCUUAUUUUUUAUUGCCCGGUAUACCAAAGAGUGGAACGACAACCCUUCAUUCAACACUGUCCCAGCAUCCUCAGAUCAUAAAGCCGGACAUCAAAGAGCCUCAAUGGUGGUACAAGCUACCAGUUUCCCCACCGGCUAGCAAGAAGUAUAUGCAUGUCAUUGCUGCAAGAUAUCUAUCAAAUUUCCUGUAUCCAUCCUCAGAGAUUAGUGGGAGAAAAGAUGGUGGUUCUCUCGUAACGUACGAUGCUUCACAGGCAAUGAUGGUCAAUCUCCACGAUUCAGGCUUUCAUAUUAAUCACGAGGACUAUUGUGCUUUUCCAGCGGUGAUAUCCAGAGUACUACCCCAAGCAAAGAUUAUCGUACUAAUGCGAGAUCCUGUUCCUAGAGCAUAUUCACAUCAUCUUUUCAUGAAUCGUGAGUGGCCUAUUGAUAAAAAACAGGAUCCUGCACUUUAUUUUGAAAAACACAUUCAAAAAGCUGUAAACGAGUUUCAACAAUGCGUUAGGAACAACUCAAUCUAUGAGUGUGUCAAUAAAGUUCGGACUGACUUUAAACAAUUAAGUAUGUGGCUGGGCAGUGGAGUUUACCACAUACACAUUCAGAAGUGGAUGCAAUUUUGGCCAAAAGAACAAUUUAUUUUGCUAAAAACUGAAAAAAUGGCACUGAAACCUGUUUCUACACUAAAGAAGAUCACAAACUUUCUUUCGCUGGAUCCAUUUCCAGAAAAGACAGCUGUCAAUGCAACGAAAGAAAGAAAGAGAGUUAAUAACCACAAACGUGAAAUGUUACCUUCGACAAAAAAGCUGCUUCAAUCAUUUUACCAACCUUUCAACAAAAAACUAGAGAAACUGUUUGGAAUAAAUUGGAAGUACGACCACUGAUCAUGAACAUUCUGCAUAUCGUUGCAAUGCAUAUCUAUCUAGUCAAAACAAACAGUGCAUGCAUGGCUAUAUCAUAUAUAAUGUUGUGAUCACAUGCAUGCGUAAGUUACACAUCGUUUUGUUUACCACAAAAUAAUAGCUGGUGGCUCAUGGCUAUGCAUCUCUCCUCCACAGCUGGUUCCAUGUCUGUCUGGCUCAUUACCAUGGUAUUAUCGUGUUGUGCAAA
Halichondria panicea is the source of this 1989-nucleotide messenger RNA. RefSeq names its product carbohydrate sulfotransferase 15-like. The coding region runs from base 339 to 1763 and encodes 474 amino acids. Lineage: Eukaryota; Metazoa; Porifera; Demospongiae; Suberitida; Halichondriidae. The record is from RefSeq and is a predicted model, not a curated record. Gene Ontology annotation, molecular function: N-acetylgalactosamine 4-sulfate 6-O-sulfotransferase activity. Gene Ontology annotation, biological process: hexose biosynthetic process. The transcript has a single exon.